CUCGUUAACCCGGAAGCUUCCUCUCACAUGGUUUUGUGUACAUUUACCGGUUGCUAAGAGCACUUAUCUCACUGUCACAGUAGUUUCUGCUCCCUUUUUAUAGCAACAGACUGAAAGACGGGUUAUAAGAAGAUGAAAGUGGUUGCGUUAAUCAGUGGGGGCAAAGACAGCUGCUACAACAUGAUGCAGUGUGUUGCUGCUGGACACAAGAUUGUGGCUCUGGCCAACCUGCGUCCCGCUCACACAGAUGAAUUGGAUAGCUACAUGUACCAGACGGUGGGUCAUCAGGCAAUAGAGCUGUACGCUGAUGCAAUGGAGUUGCCUCUUUAUAGACGUACCAUACAAGGCUCCAGCCUGGACACGAGCAGAAAUUACAGUCAGACAGAAGGGGAUGAGGUGGAAGACCUGUAUCAGCUGCUGUACCUCGUUAAGGAAAAGGAGGCCGUUGAGGCAGUGUCUGUAGGAGCUAUUCUAUCCGAUUACCAGAGGGUCCGUGUGGAAAAUGUAUGUCUGCGGCUUGGUCUGCAGCCCCUGGCUUACCUGUGGCGCCGAGACCAAGAGUCGCUGCUCUCUGAGAUGAUAUCAUCUGACCUACAUGCCAUCCUCAUCAAAGUUGCUGCUUUUGGCCUGGAUCCAGAGAAGCACUUAGGAAAAUCCCUGGCCGAUAUGCAGCCCUAUUUGAAACAGCUCUCUGACAAGUAUGGAGUCCAUAUUUGUGGUGAGGGAGGUGAAUAUGAAACCUUCACACUCGAUUGUCCAAUCUUCAAAAAGAAGAUAACAAUAGAUGAAGCCGAGACAGUGAUUCACUCUGCAGAUGCUUUUGCUCCAGUUGGCUACCUGCGCUUCACCAAAAUGCAUGCAGAGAACAAGCAUAGCGAUGCGGUGGCGAGAGCUUUGCCCCAUGGUAGUUGUCCUUGCCAGAGCGCCAUUGACAAGAUGACUGAGGAGGUGGAAUAUGCUGAUCAAGCUGAAGACAACCAGCACAAAUUUACAUCAAACUGUGACCUUAGUUGUCACUGGGGCCACGACGAGCCUCCAUCCUGCUCCAAAAGGUGUUCAAGGGGCUAUCAGUGGAUCUCAGGCAUCAAUGGACUUAGGAGCCAAGAUCUUGGGAUUGAGGGCCAGACACUGGCAGCUUUAGCUAUGCUUCAAGAUGAGUUGCACAACAAGGCUUGGAAAAUGAAGGACAUCGUCUUGGUUCAUCUCUAUGUGAGGAAUAUGGAGGAUUUUGUUUCUCUCAAUGCAGUUUACAAGAAAUAUUUCGACAUAAAUCCUCCAGCCAGGGUUUGUGUCCAGGCGCCUCUGCCUGCUGGACAGCUACUGCAGAUGGACUGUCUCCUCCAUGACUGGACCGAACCUCUGGAGGAAGACUGUUUCCGCCACAAAGAAGCCCUUCAUGUCCAGAGCCUCUCCCACUGGGCCCCCGCUAACAUCGGGCCGUACAGCCAGGCCUUCAAGGUAGAUGAGUUGGUGUUCUGUGCAGGACAAAUUCCUUUGGUCCCCUGCACCAUGUCUCUGGUGAAAGCUGCCACCUCCGUAGAAGCUCAGCUGUCCUUCAGCCACAUGAAGAAGGUACUGGAAGCUGUGAUCCCCAACUUGACCCUGGCCCACGUUGUCCAGGCCCACUGCUACAUCACCAGACACCGAGACAUUGCAACCAUCAGAGCUGUGUGGGAGAGCAUGCUGAAGGCUACAGAGGAAGAGAAGGAGUUGCUGUGGGAAUCUGAGAUCAAACUUGCACCACUUCUGAUCGUUGUGAUACCUGCCUUACCCAAAGAUGCAGCUGUUGAGCUUCAUGUGACUGCAGUGAAUGACGAUCCCUCCAGAAGAACUUCCCAGCAUGUUACAACAAAGACGGUGUGCGGAUCCAUACAGUGCCACACCAUGUUGUCUGCUGACCGUAGUAGCGCUUCACUAUCACUUUCGAUGGUCGCCUGUGAGGGCGACCUGGGAAUUGCUGACGUGAAAAGCAUCACAGAAGAACUUGGCACGGCUUUCAUGAAGGCCACAAAGGCGAUAGAGGCCAAACUGGUACCGCAGUGUGCAAGGGUGUUCUACAAGUGCAGCCCCUCACCAAUUCAGCAGAUAGUUCAAGGACUUGAAGAAAGUCUACAGAACAGCUUAGGAGAAUCCAGUCCAUCUGUGGCCUUGGUUCCUGUCCUGGCUCUGCCCGACUCCCAGAUCCUCCACUUGUCCUGCUGGCUCAGUUUAUGAAAACACACCUGUAGUCAAGGGGAAGACUCCCCCAAUCCACAUAUGAUUCAGAGACACUUUUCUGGAAAAGUUACUGGAUUACUUUAGACUUAAAGAAGAACAUAAAUGAAGGGGGGAAUGUAAAUUUCCCUUUAGUCUUGACAGUGUUGCUGUUUGGAGUGUCUUUAAUCUAAAGGUGCAUACCAGAAAACUUCUUUCAUUCCAGCAGGCCAUAAACUCCGUUCCAUGAUAUCUUACUGCUUCUGGUGGAAUUUCUCUGACACCGCUCAUCACAGCUGAGCUUCACCUCUGACACUGCCUGUGUCGGUUGCAGACCUAUAGAUUUACUGUGUCAUAGCUUUGGAGAUGUGUGUAAUGUAUUUGUAUGAGGUGAGCGAGUUUCUCUCUCAUGCUCUACAGGGCACAGGGUGUGUUAUUAUUGUGUAAUAGGCAAUCAGUGCCAAGCACCUUAAAAGAUUAAGCCUCUUUAUGUUUUCUAUUGAUUCCAAGGCAGCCUGGUUAAUAGAAGGACACUAGGACACAAAGCUGCAGGGCAAGUGUGUGUCCUCUGUGUGUUGAGGGGGAUAUCAACGGAUGAGUUGUAACCAUGUUGAAAGAAAAUAACACCAUUAACCAUUGCGUCUGAAGCAUUUUUUUUCUCUUGAAGAUCAUGAAUUGUAUUGAUAAUCUAAGUUUGAAUGAAUCUUCACUCUGGCAAUUCGCUCCAAUGUGCUCUCAAAGUGGAGCAGGCUAUUGAUCUUUACCCACUACAGUGUUGCUUUGAUUGUUGUCAUCAAAAAUUGAACAAUAGAGGUAGCCAAUAGAGCCUUCAGACUUUUAUUGAGGGUUGGAAAAAUACAAACAAGCAAUUAUUUAUGGGAGCACGCAUUCUAGUCCUAUAUCUAUCCCACCACUUUACUAUGUAUGUUUAAAUUGUCUGUGCAUUGUGAGCAAAAUCAAAUUUCUUAGUGUGCACCAACUUAGCCAAAUAAAACUGAUUCUUAUUGUGUUUGUUCUAUGAUGUUUUAUAGUUCCAGAGUAAAAUCCGAUAUUGUAUUCUUGACAGAAGCUGCUAUUAAUUCCACAUAAAUAUACAUAAAGAAAA
This is a messenger RNA of Xiphophorus couchianus (Monterrey platyfish), 3298 nucleotides long. RefSeq names its product diphthamine biosynthesis 6 (gene dph6). The record is from RefSeq and is a predicted model, not a curated record. The transcript is spliced from 15 exons. Gene Ontology annotation, molecular function: diphthine-ammonia ligase activity. Gene Ontology annotation, biological process: protein histidyl modification to diphthamide. Lineage: Eukaryota; Metazoa; Chordata; Actinopteri; Cyprinodontiformes; Poeciliidae. Bases 133 to 2214 code for a protein of 693 amino acids.